AUGGUGUGGCCGAGAUUCCUUUCCCGGCCCUGGGGAAGGAUGACCUUCCUUCUUAUGAGGCCGUGGAGAAACUGUAAUGCGAUCGAUGAAGAUGGAAGGACCUGGUGUAACGAUUCCAACUUGGCCACGUUCGUUUGGCCUAGCACUUUGGUUGCACCCAUGAUCAAAGUGACGGUCUUGGCUUCACCCAGCCAUAGUUAUGCCCAAAAUGAUGGCCUUGGCCAUGGCCGGAGCGACGGCCUUGAUUGCAACCCGGUUUCACCCGUGUCUAGAGUGACGUUCUCGCCUAUGGUCGGAGUGACGAUCUUGGCUUCACCCAGCCAUAGUUGUGCCCAGAAUGAUGGCCCUGGGGAUGGCCGGAGUGACGGCCUUGAUUGCAACCCGGUUUCACUCAUGUCCAGAAUGACGUCCUCGCCCAUGGUCGGAGUGACGACCGUGACUUUAGCCGGCUGCACCCAUGUCCAGAGUGACGGCCUCGGCCAUGGCCCGAGUGACGGCCUUGGCUAUGGCCGCGGUCAGCGGAAACGGGGGCGGUGGAGGCACCGCCUAGGGAAGAAUCAUCUGCCUGCUCUAGCGAGGGGAUCAAGAAGCAACCGUUCAUAG
Messenger RNA from Prunus armeniaca (apricot), 603 nucleotides. The record is from the annotation of a GenBank genome assembly. NCBI's taxonomy places the organism in Eukaryota, Viridiplantae, Streptophyta, Magnoliopsida, Rosales, Rosaceae.